Messenger RNA from Chelonus insularis, 794 nucleotides. Its product is annotated as U6 snRNA-associated Sm-like protein LSm5. The record is from RefSeq and is a predicted model, not a curated record. Gene Ontology annotation, cellular component: U4/U6 x U5 tri-snRNP complex; U6 snRNP; Lsm1-7-Pat1 complex. Gene Ontology annotation, biological process: mRNA splicing, via spliceosome. Bases 145 to 420 code for a protein of 91 amino acids. The transcript is spliced from 4 exons. NCBI's taxonomy places the organism in Eukaryota, Metazoa, Arthropoda, Insecta, Hymenoptera, Braconidae. Gene Ontology annotation, molecular function: RNA binding.
UUCAAUUCCCAAUUCCAAGUUUAGUAAUUGAAUAAUUUUCCGCGGUUAAAAUGUUUAUAAUUUAAUCAAAUAAAGAAUCAACAGAAUUCAUUGAAAAAUCAUAUCAUAAAGUCAGUUAUAAUAUAAACAAUAAUUUUCAAUAACAUGACAAGCUCCGUGAGCACAAACCCAUCAACUUUGCUACCUCUAGAACUGGUAGACAAAUGUAUCGGCUCAAGGAUACACAUCAUAAUGAAAAACGACAAAGAAAUCGUUGGAACGUUACUUGGGUUUGAUGACUUUGUGAAUAUGCUUUUAGAAGAUGUCACAGAAAGUGAAGCUACACCGGAAGGUCGAAGAGUAACUAAAUUAGAUCAAAUCCUUCUUAACGGCAAUAAUAUUACAAUGUUGGUCCCUGGGGGUGAAAUGCCGGAUACAUAAGAUACAUUUUUAAUGCUGUUAUAAGAACCCGAAAACUCCAAAAAAAUUACUUGCUGCACGUGGUGACAAACUGCGCUUAGUUAAAGCUGAAACAACGAGACGAGGAGAAGCCAUUUCAACUCGGGAAUAAUUUAUAACCGAGUAAUAUACUAGGCUUUCAGAAUACCAUUUGUCUCAUAUGUUUGUUUGUUUUCUUCCCUUUCUAUAUAUUCAAAUCCUAUUCUAUCUCUAUUUUAUUAAGCUUCAAGAAGAUUGGAUAGGUAAAUAAAUAUAGAUUACAGUCAAUUAGAGGACAUUAAAAUAUUUAUUUUCAUUUUUAUCUUAGGGCGUAUGUCAUUUGCCUAAAGCUAAUUGUUAUGUAUAAUACUGAAUUU